UCCGGGCCGGCGGGAUGAGGGGCCGGAGAAGAAAGCCGGCGGGUCCCGGUGCCUACGCCCGCGCAGGUGGCCAGGAGUUGCCAUAUCGAUAAAGAGCGCGGCGGGGGUGGAAGGGCCGGCACAAAGGCGGGCUGGUAUGUCUUUAAACCUCUGCCGGCAGCUUAGUCACAGCCCCCUCGCUUGGGUGUGUCCUUUGCUCGCUCCCUCCCUCCCUCUUAGGUCACUCUUUCAGCCCUCGAAUAAAAACUGCACCCAACUUCCGAGGCGCCCUCAUUGCCCAGCCGGACCCCAGCCGCUGGCAGGUUCAGGCCAGCCUCCUUGCCCCGUCCUCUGCCGGCCCCCAGCGCCGGGACCCUCCAGCUCCACUCGCUUGUUCUCUCGGUUCGCUCCGACACCAUGGACAAGUCUUGGUGGCGCGCAGCCUGGGGACUCUGCCUCGUGCAGCUGAGCCUGGCGCAGAUCGACUUGAAUAUAACCUGCCGAUACGCAGGUAUAUACCACGUGGAGAAAAAUGAUCGGUACAGCAUCUCACGCACGGAGGCUGCUGACCUCUGCAAAGCUUUCAACAGCACCCUGCCCACCAUGGCCCAAAUGGAGAAGGCUCUGAGCAUCGGGUUUGAAACCUGCAGGUAUGGCUUCAUAGAAGGACAUGUGGUGAUCCCCCGGAUCCACCCCAACUCCAUCUGUGCAGCAAACAACACAGGGGUGUACAUCCUCACAUCCAACACCUCCCACUAUGACACCUAUUGCUUCAAUGCUUCAGCUCCACCUGAAGAAGAUUGCACAUCAGUCACAGACCUGCCCAAUGCCUGGGAAGGACCAGUUACCAUAACUAUCGUUAACCGGGAUGGCACCCGCUACACCAAGAAGGGUGAAUACAGAACAAACCCUGAGGACAUCAACCCUAGCAACCCUACUGAUGAUGACGUGAGCAGUGGGUCCCCUGGCGAGAGAAGCACAUCAGGAGGUUACAGCAUCUUCCACACCCUCCUUCCAACUGCACACCCGACCCGCAACCAAGACAGCCCCUCCGUGUCCAGCCACCCAGAGAACACCUACACGACCAUUCUGCUGAGCACUAGCGGUACAAGUCCCAAAACAACAACCAAGAGGCAAGGAGCCCAGGACUGGUUUUCAUGGUGGUUUCAACCAUCAGAGCCCAAGAAUCAUCCUCACACAACAACAGUAAUGGCUGGUACGGAUUCAAAUAUCAUCUCAGCAGGCUGGGAGCCAACUGAAGAAAAUGAAGAUGAAAGAGACAAACACCCCAGUUAUUCUGGAUCAGGCAUUGAUGAUGAUGAAGAUUUUAUCUCCAGCACCAUUUCAACUACAUCACGGGUUUUUAACCACCCAAAACAGAACCAGGAUUGGAUGCAGUGGAGCACAGGCCAUUCGAGUCCAGAAGUAUUACCUCAGACAACCACAAGGAUGACUGAUGUGGACAGAAGUGGCACCAGUGAUUAUGGAGAAAACUGGACCCAGGACCCACACUCUCCUCUCAUUCACCAUGAGCAUCAUGAGGAAGAGGAGACCCAGCCUUCUGCAAGCACAACUCAGGCAACCCCUAGUAGUGCAACAGAAGAAACAGCCACCGAGAAAGAGCAGUGGUUUGAGAAUGGAUGGCCUGGGGAAUAUCCCCAAAUGCCAGAAGACGACUCUCAUUCAACAGCAGGGACAGCUGCCUCAGCCCAUGACAGCCAUCCAAAUCAAAGAAUGACAACACAGCAUCAAGACGACAGUUCCUGGACUUACUUCUUCGACCCAAUCUCACAUCCAAUGGGACACGGUCAUCAAACAGAAAGAUGGAUGGAUACAGACCCCAGUCAUAGUACAACACCUCAGUCUUCUGCAGAUCCAAACACAGAUUUGGUAGAAGACUUGGACAGGACAGGACCUCUUUCGAUGACAACUCAGCAGAGUGAUACUCAGAUCUUCUCUACAUCACAUGGCGGCUUGGCAGAAGAUAAAGACUAUGCAGUGACUUCCACUUCAGCAUCUAGCCAUAGGAAUCAUGGCAGAGGUGGAAGAAGAGGUGGAAAUCUUCCUGAAGAUUCAACUGCUUCAGUGGAAGGUUAUACUUCUCAAUCCCCAGACACAAAGGAGCUCAGCACCCUCAUCCUAGUGAACCCAUCUUUGACUGGGUCCCCCCGAGUUACUGAAGUUACUGUUGUUGGGGAUUCCAAUGUUAAUCUUGACCGUUCCUUCUCAGAAGACCAAGACUCAUCCCCAGACCACAGUGGGAGGUCCCACACCACUCAUGGAUCGGAAUCAGCUGGACACUCAAGUGGAAGUCAAGAUGGUGGGGCAAACACAACCUCAGGUCCUAUAAGGAAACCUCAAAUUCCAGAAUGGCUGAUCAUCUUGGCCUCCCUCCUGGCUCUGGCUUUGAUUCUUGCAGUUUGCAUCGCUGUCAAUAGUCGAAGAAGGUGUGGGCAGAAGAAAAAGCUGGUGAUCAACAAUGGCAAUGGAGCCGUGGAAGAGAGAAAGCCAAGCGGACUCAAUGGAGAUGCCAGCAAGUCUCAGGAGAUGGUGCAUUUGGUGAACAAGGAAUCGUCAGAGACCCCAGACCAGUUUAUGACAGCUGAUGAGACACGGAACCUGCAGAAUGUAGACAUGAAGAUUGGGGUGUAACACCUGCACCACGGCCUUGGAAAGAAACAACAAUCGGAGACACAACCUUACAGGGAGCUGGGACACUUCGCAGAUGCAAUGUGCUACUGAUUGUUUCAUUGGGGAUCUUUUUUAGCAUAAAAUUUUCUACUUCUUUUUGUUUUUUGUGUUUUGUUUUUUAAAGUCAGUUCCAAUUUAUAAAAACAGAAUUGCUUUCUGAAAUGAGGGCCCAAUUCAUACUUGGCAAGAAUUUGGCUGUUCCAGUUCCCACCUAGGAGCCUCUCACCUGCUGAGGUGUGCUAUGGAUAACUUCUAACAAAAGCCACAAAUACAUCUUCCUGAUCCCCAGCCUUUCCUCCACUCCACCUCCCAGCUAAUAGCCAUCUGCUGAGGACAUCCCCUGGGCUGGGAGGGAUUGGUCCCAGCCAAGAAAUCUGAAUGGGUCCAUAUUGCCCCUCCUCUUCCAGCCCAGCCUAAUCCCUGGGCAUUUCUUUCCAGUGGGUUAGGGAAUCAGGGCAUACUGGUUACACAUCGCCUUCUACAGACCCCAUGGAAAUUUUUCACAUGCUUCUGGGAAAUACCCAAAGGGUGAAGCUAUUUAUCUGUAGUAAGCUAUUUAUCUGUGUUUUUUUUUGAAAUAUUAAACCCUGGAGGUCCUUUGAUCAGUAUGAUUUUUUUUUUUUUGGUUACUUUGUCAGAGGCAUAAGAGGGUUUAAGCUGGUUCAUAAUAAAUACCUGUACUUCUUCCACCUUAACUCUUGGUGCUGUGUUCCUUCAGUUUCUGAGUCCCAACAGCUCAUCAGGAAGAUGUGAGAAGGUCCUCCUUGAAAGUCUUCAUCUCAGAGCCACUAAACCCCCAAUCAGGGCAUUCAACUCUCAGAGAUCAAGGGAAGAUAAUGUAUUUUAUUUCCAAGUCUCCAAAGGCUUUCUGUCCUGUCCUAGAACCAGAGUUGGGGAGGAGAGGAGGAGGAGCCUCAGCUGCCUUUAGUUCUUACAGUCACCUGUUCUCAUCUCUGAGAGGCUAUGAAAAGUCACAUAGUAUUUGCAUGACCUACUAUUUGUGGCCUCCCCUUUCAUAGAUGCUGACUCUAUUAGUGAUGCCCCAAAACAGUACAGAAGUGCCUUUUGACUUCUUGUAAUAAAGGGAGAAGCCAGUGGAAAUGAAAGAAAGCUUAGGCAGUAGCCAAAUGAUUGCCACUGGUUGGGGAAAUGGUGGGGAGGGAGCAAUGGAGAUCUUGCUUGAAUAUUUUUAUGGCUGUAUUUGUUGAUACUUUAACAAGCUGGUUGUCUGUCUCUAGUGCAGCUGCUACACAGGUAAGUUAAGUACCUGGGAAAUCCCCUAGAAGGCUACAGGACUUCCCACCAUUGGAAUCUUAUCAUUAGAUAAGCAGGUUUAUGGUCAGACAAGAGAAUUAGUGGCUUUAUCUCUGCCCUGGCAAGUCCUUUGUAGUUCUUAUUGGUCCCUUUGGUCCUGGAACUUCCAAAGGCCACUUGUAAUGAAGAAAUUGAAUCUAUAAAAUAAUGGCUCCUAUAAAAUGGGACUUCCUUCCUUAGACACCUAUAAAAAGUCAUCGGUUGCCUAAGCUAAUAUGCUUAACUGGCAGUGUUUCUCAGAUCCCCCGUCCCCAUCAAGAAAAAAGAAGGGAAAAAAAUCUCCCAUGUUGUAAAGCAGGGUUGGGCUUAUACAACGAGGUGGUUUGCAAGGAUAUAUUUGAAGGAGAGAUGCCUGCUUUCUGUAUGCAUUCCCUACCUCUGCUCUCCCCUAUCCACCUUUAAAACCCCCUCUCCAUCAUAGCUUUUGAAAGCUUCCUUUCUCUUCUGUGAACAUCAUUGGCUAGUUCCAUAUUCAGGCAUCUGGCUUUCUUUUUAUUGAAAGGAAAUGGACAUCUGGCCACUCUGUGGUUACUGCCACUAGUGUCCAAAUGCUCCCUGCGUUCCAAGAGCUUUCCGGGGUCUGCUGCAGACUCACACAGGCUCGCUCAGUCUCUUUCUGAAUGCGACAAGCCAUGCUGGGGUCAGGUUCAGGAGAGCUACACCAGGCUCUACCUGUCCUUCAGAUUCUCUUUGGGGCCAAGGAUAGAAAUACAAGUCUCAAAGCACCGGGUGGUUUUCUACUCCUUUUAGAAA
Molecule: messenger RNA, 4737 nt
Organism: Manis javanica (Malayan pangolin)
Lineage: Eukaryota; Metazoa; Chordata; Mammalia; Pholidota; Manidae
Gene: CD44
Product: CD44 molecule (IN blood group)
Biological process (GO): positive regulation of ERK1 and ERK2 cascade; inflammatory response; cell adhesion
Cellular component (GO): macrophage migration inhibitory factor receptor complex; plasma membrane; basolateral plasma membrane
Molecular function (GO): hyaluronic acid binding; cytokine receptor activity
Source: RefSeq, a predicted model, not a curated record